CAGGAAGGGAGGAUAGGACGGAGGAGAAGCACAGCAGAGCAUCAUUUGCUAUGCUUGAGGAAAGCACAGGGUAAGGGGAUUGGCUGUGGGAGGCUGAAGCGUCACUGCCAGUGAGGGAGAGCUUUGAGGAUGCUGGGAGGGAAUACAUUCGUUUGGAGUUUGUGCUGAGACCUCGGCCAUAAUCAGCCACACGCUCAGAGCAGGGAGUCUUCUCCACAAUAAUUUUUCACAACCACUGCUUGUUGACUCUUCUGCAGCCAUGAAUUAUUUGCGUCGGCGCCUCUCAGACAGCACUUUCAUCUCCAACCUUCCCAACGGCUACAUGACAGACCUUCAGAGGCCUGACCCGACUCAGCCUCCUCCACCUGCUUCCUCCACCCCUGCCAAGUCUCCUACAGCUGGGCCAACACCUCCAGCCACAUCCCCAGCCCCUGAGAGAAAACCUCAGCCAGUUCAAUCGACUGGGGCUGGUUUCUUUAGCUCGAUCACAAAUGUUGUUAAGCAGACAGCUGCCUCAGCAGGGCUCGUGGAGCAGACCCAAGUCACGACACCAAAGAAGUUCAAGAUUCUCCUUGUUAUCGAUGAACCACAGCAGGAAUGGGCAAAAUUAUUCAGAGGAAAGAAAUUACUCGGGGAUUAUGACAUCAAAGUAGAACAGGCUGAAUUCAGUGAGAUCAACGUUGUGGCUCAUGCCAAUGGAACCUGCGCUGUUAACAUGCAGGUUCUCAGAAAUGGUACCAAGGUUGGCAGGUCUUUCAAGCCAGACUUUGUCCUCAUUCGUCAACAUGCCUUCAGUAUGACCCAGAAUGAAGAUUUCCGCAACCUGAUUAUCGGUCUGCAGUACGGUGGUGUUCCAAGCAUCAACUCCCUCGAAUCCAUCUACAACCUGUGUGACAAGCCGUGGGCGUUUGCCCAGCUUAUCAACACUUUUAGGAAGUUGGGUGUAGACAAGUUCCCUCUGAUUGAACAGACCUUUUACCCAAACUACAAGGAGAUGGUGAGCAUGCCAUCAUUUCCUGUUGUUGUGAAGAUUGGACAUGCCCACUCUGGUAUAGGGAAGGUGAAGGUGGACAAUCACAGUAAGUUCCAGGACAUAGCCAGUGUCGUGGCUCUCACCCAGACUUACACCACUACAGAACCUCUCAUUGAUUCCAAGUAUGAUAUCAGAAUCCAGAAGAUUGGUACUGACUACAAAGCCUACAUGAGAACAUCCAUAUCUGGUAACUGGAAGACCAACACAGGCUCAGCUAUGCUUGAACAGGUGGCCAUGACUGAUAGGUACAAGCUGUGGGUAGACACCUGCUCAGAGAUUUUUGGGGGUCUGGAUAUUUGUGCAGUUAAAGCUAUCCAUGGAAAAGAUGGCAGAGAUUACAUCACAGAGGUGGUGGGCUCCUCCAUGCCGCUGGUAGGGGAACACCAGGCUGAGGACAGGCAGCUCAUUGCUGACUUGGUGUUGGCAAAAAUGAACCAAUCAGCAGAGAAAGAAGCCAAUGCUCCCCAAAGGCCCACCACCAUACAACCAUCCCAGGGAACCGGCCAGAAGGGUGAAAUCAUUGGUGAACCCACCAAGAAUGGUGCUGGCCGCCCUCCUCAAGGUUGUCUGCAGUACAUCCUUGACUGUAAUGGCGUUGCCGUGGGUCCAAAACCAGUUCAGGCCAAUUGAGUAACCCAGGAAAAGGGAAUUCUUAGAGUCUAGAUUACAAUGUGUACCUUAGCUAAACACAAGUGCUGAUGUGUUUGUGGAUGCUAACAUCUAGAAUCAGAUGUUGGAGGUGUGAGCUUGGUACAGCUGGGAGCUGGCCUGGACUGUGUUUUUAACUCUAUGCAGUGUCAAAAUGUACUGUCUACCUGUUGACCUGUUGAUUUGUGUGCUUAUGUGAAACUUAUGUUUCAGUAGCUGUGGUUUUCUUUGGGGCCGUUGUUGAUGAUGUGAAAAGAAGAUUGUGCCUAUACUGAGUUCAGUGCUGCUCUGUGCUCUCUGUUUGACCCAGCAAUUAAUCUUUCGUUUGCCCCUAAUGCCCUAUAUUUUUUUUAUUAUUAUUAUUAUUAUUUUGUGUGUACUUCUAGAUAUUGUUCAAACUGUGAACAAACAUACAGUUUGAACUUUCUGUAAAUCUUAAUAUGUAUAUGGUAAGUGGGUGUGUGUGGCUUUAGUGGUGAUUAUUUUCGUACUUCUACUAAUAAAUGAUUAUUUUUUACUUUUGCAUGAUUGAUACAACAACAGGUGCAAGUCAGUUAUAAACGUCUGAUUAAGUGGGAUGUUUAUCUAACAUGGCUGUUACAUCGCUGUGUUUAUCUAAGCUGUGUUCCCUGUGAUUCAUGCAUUGUGAAUGUGUAAUAAGAGAUACAUAAAUGUACAGGAUACAGCGUACACACAGUAGAUACAUGCAGUAUUUAGCCUUUUCUUACACUUUAUCUUUCCCUCUAUAAUAAUGUCACAAUGUAACUAGAAAAGAGAGCUGAUAGAAUAAGUGGAUGGCCGUAUAAUAUAAAAAGUUAAUUAUAGAGUUAUAAAAGAUAUUAACAUUUAAAAUGCUGUGCAGGUAUCUAGACACAACACACAAUAUAUUUGUAUAAUUUUUCAACCAAAGAAAAUAUUAUUUACUUUCAAAUAGCCUUUGGACUCCAGUACCCCCUGGGGUAAAUAUCAGUAAGGGGACUGUUAAUCAUGCACUUGGGCUGUGCAUUUUCAUUAAGGAAGUGGUCUAUGAAUAUACCUACAUUUUUAAAAUAGUCUAAUAUAGAACUGAUGCUGUAUUUAAGCUGUUGUUGUCUUUCUUUGUGUAGUCGUGUGGAAGCACACAGUAUUUCUGAUAAUCAAAAUGUGUGUAAUGUUUGAUUCGCCAUGAAAUAUGAGACUAAAAGCUCCCCCCAUAACCCUCACUGUAGACAUCAGCAAACUUGAGGGUGUUUCCAUGACAACAAUGCAAGUGCUCUGAGGUUUAUGUGGACUACUGUAGUAAUACUGUGCCCAUGUUACUGCCAUUCCUGUGUAUUGAUGGAAAGUGCAAUAUAAUUUUUUUUAAUCCAGUAAUAUACUGACAUUAAAAUCAGAUCUUCCAUUGAAUUAAUUCAAAAAGCUAUACAUUUCCACACAUUGAUUUGUUUUAGAAUAAGCUUUUUUGUUACUCUUAUAAUGUCACAGUCACCUGUUGUUCAGUUGCUUGUGUGAAAGUCAUUAAAAUUUAUUUAAUUCCCUAAAUAAUAAAACCGCUAAAAAGCAACCAAAUCAUCUGUAAAAAGAAAUCAGUGCCGUUCCCCAACAUACCAUUUACUUUAGUAUAAAAAUCUGUUCAGCAAGCCCUGUGUGCCGCUAUUUUUAAAGUUGUAUAAAGUGCCACUGUGUCCGUGAGUGUAUCCUUGUAAAAGCCAUGCCUGAGGCUUUAUGGAUGUGUUGUUCUGUUUCAUAGGAAAUAUGCCAUGACAUUCAUUUCCAAGGGAAGAAUAUGCAGAGGUACCUGAGUCAGUAAUAGCUGCAUUUUUAGGCUUUGGUCUGGUGACUGGGCAUGGUCAUGUGUCCAAUGUGUUGAGGUAAACCUGUAUCUGCAGACACAGUGAACUGUAACUAUUAAAGACUGUGGUACAUUUAAUACCAGUGUUGAUCUACUUAAAUCAAGAUCAGAAUAUAAUAUAUUGUGGAAAAAAUUCCUUUGUGGAUAUUUCCCCUCUGUCACUGGCAAUAAAGCUUCCUUUGCAAUA
Molecule: messenger RNA, 3699 nt
Organism: Melanotaenia boesemani (Boeseman's rainbowfish)
Lineage: Eukaryota; Metazoa; Chordata; Actinopteri; Atheriniformes; Melanotaeniidae
Gene: syn2a
Product: synapsin IIa
Exons: 11
Coding region: 260-1663 (467 amino acids)
Biological process (GO): neurotransmitter secretion
Cellular component (GO): synaptic vesicle; synaptic vesicle membrane
Molecular function (GO): ATP binding
Source: RefSeq, a predicted model, not a curated record